Messenger RNA from Tetranychus urticae (two-spotted spider mite), 694 nucleotides. RefSeq lists its product as uncharacterized. Lineage: Eukaryota; Metazoa; Arthropoda; Arachnida; Trombidiformes; Tetranychidae. The record is from RefSeq and is a predicted model, not a curated record.
UUAAAUUAUAAUUACUGAAUUAGAAAUUUAGAUUUAGUUUGUCUGUGAGAAUAUAAAUCGGCGAAUUUAUUUCUGCUCGUUAUUUCCACUCUACUUUAUCACGAGUCGAUUUAUUAAAUUUCAUCAUGAAGUCCAUCACUUUAUACCAAGUUGUUGCUUUAGUCUUUGUUUCCUUCAUUCACUGCGGUUUUGGUCAUGAAGAGACUCCAUUCCUGAUUUCUGGUUCAACAUUGACUGAUAUUUGUACUUCAGCUCAAAGUUUGGUUCAAAGUGGUUUAGGUAAGAAUGAGGUUCAACAAAUUUUAGUUGAACAGCUAAUUCAACAUCUUGGCUUGGGUGGUAAACACAAAAAGGCGUAUGCUGGAAGUUAUGAGAAACCUGGAGAAGCUGAGAAGGGACGCGUUCAACAACACGGAAUGUUCAAUGUUAAUGCUAAAGAAGUUAUCAAGAUAGUGAUGAGCAUGAUAGAACUACGAUCAGCAAGAAGAUGCCCACAAUCAUCGCAGGUUUGCACAUCAAUUGCAUUCCCUGGUCAAAUCAAUCUUGCGGAUCAACAGCAAGUCCAAACUCUGUUUGAAAAGCUAAAUGAAAUUAAAAAUUCCCUAGUCAAUUGCGUUGUAUAACUACAAUUAUUUGUAACCUCUAUGCUUCAAAGUUGACAUUAUUACUGAAAUAAAUGAUUUUAUAAAUUUAA